AUGGGCAUCGGAAGUUACUUCAAGGCGAGCAGUAAGCCCGAGCAGGCUGCGACUGCGCCGCCUCGCGCCCACAAGCCUAAACAGCCGUCAGCGGCUUCAGAGAAGCCGCCAUCAGACCGCUUUGUCGGAAACGACAUGGAGCUUCAAGCGCCCACCCCGCGCUUUAGCUCGCGUCCCCAGUCUGUCUCGGGUCGCUCCACAAAGUCUGCUGCCAGCAGCAUGUUCCUCGACGACAUUAAGCAUGAAGUCAUGGUCAACUACCUGUACCAGCAGCAGUGUUCCCACCUCUGGGUCAGCGACGGGUCUGGCGAGAUCGAGGGCGUUUUGCUGAGGAAGCACCGAGGCCAGUACAUGGCGUGCCCGCCUCAACUGGGCAGCUCUCCCUUUGCGCAGGCCGCUGCCGCCCUGAAUGUUCAGUGCGCCAUGACCGUCAACUCCCGUGUCAUCAAGACGUUCCUGCAGUGGUCGCCGGACGCCGUGGAUGUCCCCUUGAUGAACGGUCUCCGUGUGCAGAUUCUGCCCACGAUCGAGGACCUGACGCGUGCUAGGAAGCACCAGUUUGCUGCCUUUGUCGCAUCCGAAGGCCUUCUGAUCGUGUGGGACGAUGAUGCACUCCACUUGAUUCCCCGAGCCAAGGCCAUCGAGUCUGAACUCAUGGAGCUCGUGUGGAAGGCAGGGAACGAAGAAGAGGAAGAAGGCGGCGAGAAACGCGACCCGAACGUGGCUGAAGUCGAGAUUGACGAAGAGAGCGGCGAGAUCAUCCCCGAGAAGCGCCCCGUUCAUCUCAUGAACACUUGGCUUGUCACUUUCACUCUGAUUCUCGUCACCGUGGCGCUCGGCGCUGCCUGGAGGUCUCUCGCCCUCCAGAUUGCCGUGGACGGCAAUUACGUUCGUCUGGCUCUCAUCUCCCUUUUCCCCAUCCAGGUGUUCUUCACCCUCUUCUUUGCCCAGGUCAUCAUUGGCUGCUUGGCCCAGAUCUUUGGUCCCAUCCGCCAACUGACCAUCAACUCGAAGUUUUACUCUGCUCGCCCGCCGCCCAGACUGCAGGGCAAUAUCCUGCCUCAUGUUACCAUCCAGUGCCCUGUAUACAAGGAGGGCUUGGCCGGUGUCAUCGUUCCCACGGUCAAGUCCAUCAAGCAGGCCAUGUCCACAUACGAACUGCAGGGUGGCUCUGCUAACAUGUUCGUCAACGAUGACGGCCUGCAGCUUCUCUCCGACGAGGAGCGCCGCACGCGCAUCGAAUUCUACGCUGACAACAGCAUCGGCUGGGUCGCGCGCCCGAAGCAUGGCGAGGACGGCUUCAUCCGUGGCGGCAAGUUCAAAAAGGCGUCGAACAUGAACUAUGGCCUCAUGGUCUCUUGCAAGGUCGAGGAGAAGCUGCUUGCAAUCAACCGUGGCCCCGAAUGGUCGCAGAAUGACGAAGCUGAGGCGUACGAGCUAGCUCUCAAGGAGACCCUCGAGGAGAACCCUCGCGCCUGGGCCGACGGCAACAUCCGCGUUGGCGACUAUAUCCUCAUUAUCGACUCUGACACGCGUAUCCCCUCAGACUGUCUUCUCGAUGCUGUUUCGGAGCUGGAGCAAUCUCCCGACGUUGGCAUUAUGCAGUUCUCAUCUGGUGUUAUGCAAGUUGUCAACACGUACUUUGAGAACGGUAUCACGUUCUUCACCAACCUCAUCUACACAGCCAUUCGUUACACCGUCGCCAACGGCGAUGUCGCGCCCUUUGUCGGUCACAACGCCAUCCUCCGUUGGAGUGCCAUUCAGCAGGUGGGAUACUUUGACCAUGACGGCUACGAGAAGUUCUGGUCCGAAUCCCACGUCUCGGAGGACUUUGACAUGUCCCUACGUCUUCAAUGCAACGGCUACAUCAUUCGUCUCGCUGCUUGGGCCGGUGAUGGCUUCAAGGAGGGUGUGUCGCUGACCGUUUACGACGAGCUCGCCCGUUGGGAAAAGUAUGCCUAUGGUUGCAACGAGCUGCUGUUCCACCCCAUCCGCACUUGGCUCUGGAGGGGUCCUUUCACGCCACUAUUCCGCACAUUCUUGUUCAGCAACAUUCGCUUCACCUCCAAGAUCACCGUUGUCUCGUACAUUGGUACUUACUACGCCAUCGGAGCUGCCUGGAUCAUGACGGCUGCCAACUACUUCGCCAUGGGUUGGUUCAACGGAUACCUCGAUCAGUACUACAUCGACUCGUGGAAGGUCUGGUUCUCCAUCGUCAUCGUCUUCAAUGGUCUCGGUAACAUUGCUCUCGCCGUCAUGCGUUAUCGUAUCGGCGAACGCAGCCUGCUGUGGUCGCUCUUUGAAAACUUCAAGUGGACCAUUAUGCUUGCGAUCUUCCUUGGUGGUCUUAGCCUGCACGUCAGUCAGGCUCUGCUGGCGCACAUGUUCGAAAUCAACAUGACCUGGGGAGCGACAUCCAAAGAGGCCGAGUUCUCCAACUUCUUCAUCGAGGUGCCCAAGGUUCUUAAGAAGUUCAAAUUCUCGAUGAUCUUCUCUUUGACCUUUAUUGCUGCGAUGAUCAUCCUCGCUGUGGCAGAUUUCGUGCCUCACGACUGGCGUAUUACCGACUUCGUUGCCAUUCUGCCAAUGGCCACUGUCGCCGCGAGUCAUUUCCUCCUACCCAUUGCCCUCAACCCAGCUCUCAUGACUUUCUCAUGGUAA
Molecule: messenger RNA, 2661 nt
Organism: Verticillium nonalfalfae
Lineage: Eukaryota; Fungi; Ascomycota; Sordariomycetes; Glomerellales; Plectosphaerellaceae
Exons: 2
Coding region: 1-2661 (886 amino acids)
Source: RefSeq, a predicted model, not a curated record